AGCAGCGGAGGCGCUGGCCCACGCGGGCAUCCGAGGCGUCGUCUGCUCAGCAUGGCCAAGUUCACGCUGCCGCUGCUGCUGGCCCUGGCGGUGCUGGCCGGGCAGCUGUGGCUGGUGGCCGAGGCCAGGGCAGCGCCCUAUGGGGUGAAGCUUUGUGGCCGUGAAUUCAUCCGGGCGGUCAUCUUCACCUGCGGAGGCUCCCGGUGGAGGCGGUCAGGCCUCCUGGCCCCUGAAGCUAUGGGGGACGUCUUCCGGGAUGCAGACACUGAUGCAGACAGCCUGGCAGGCGAGCUGAACGAAGCUGUGGGCUCCAAUGAGUGGCUGGCCCUCACCAAACCUCCCCAGGCCUUCUAUGGUGGUCAACCCAGCUGGCAGGGGACCUCUGGGGCUCUUAGGGGCAGCCGAGAUGUCCUAGCCGGCCUCUCCAGCAACUGCUGCAAGUGGGGGUGCAGCAAAAGCGAAAUCAGCAGCCUCUGCUAGGCCAGCAGCUGAGCAGCCAGAGGACACCAAAGGUGGUGCCCCAGCGCAGCUAGCCACUGGCCUGUCUGACCGGCACCUGUCUUUCUCACACUCAUUCAUCUUCAAGCCCCAGAGGCCAGGUGCCUUGAGCUAAGCCAGUCCCCUCGCUCCCACCCAUCCAACUAAACACCUUGACCUGGGGCCCUAGGCCAGCUCUGUCCCUCCCUAGCCACAUGGGGACCCUCCAUCUUGACUUCUGACCUCGCCCCAACAUCAGCCAUGUCUCGGCCUGGCCCACACAGUCCCUUGUUCCUACUCUACCCAAACUGGUCCCAGGAAGACCUCUGCUCGUCGCAUGGCCCCAACUGUGGUGGCUGAUCCCUGGCCGACCCACACGCCCGCAUGCAAACUUUGCAGCUUCCUUUUCCCUGCCUCGCACCCCGGGUCCCUGCCAGUGCUCCAUGGCUGCGGACCCCGGAGAUGGUGCAGGGUUGUACCCCAGGUUCCCUUACAACCUGGGAUGGGAGGCGCAGAAUGAGCAUCAGAACCUUCCACGACCCCAAUAAUAAAAGUUCGGAAGCCCUGCA
Marmota monax (woodchuck) is the source of this 1046-nucleotide messenger RNA. RefSeq names its product relaxin 3 (gene Rln3). The coding region runs from base 52 to 480 and encodes 142 amino acids. The transcript is spliced from 2 exons. Lineage: Eukaryota; Metazoa; Chordata; Mammalia; Rodentia; Sciuridae. The record is from RefSeq and is a predicted model, not a curated record. Gene Ontology annotation, cellular component: extracellular region. Gene Ontology annotation, molecular function: hormone activity.